AUGAUCAGCUCCAGGAAGCUAGCUCAACUUUCCAAGAAGUGGCAGGGCAUUGGCGCCAUUGGGCGAAGAAGGUUCGCAACAUCAGACAAGGAUAUCCACCCGUCAUGCAGCUCAGUUGCAGGCAAGGGCCACUUCGUUGUCUACUCUUCCGACGGGAGGCGGUUCGAGAUCCCCCUGGUGUGCCUCCGCACAACGGUCUUCGAGGAGCUCCUGAGGAUGUCUCAGGAGGAGUUUGGGUUCACAAGCGAUGGGGGGAUCACGCUGCCUUGUGAUACAACAAUGGUGGAGUAUGUGAUGUGUUUGCUAAGGAGAGAGGCCUCCCAAGAUGUUGAGAGGGCACUCCUCAGCUCCAUAGUGACGACUUGCCACCGCCCAAGCAGAGUGAUGCAACCACCCAGCGGACUUAACCAGCAAUUCAUUGUGCACAGCUCCUGA
Triticum turgidum subsp. durum (durum wheat) is the source of this 435-nucleotide messenger RNA. The record is from the annotation of a GenBank genome assembly. NCBI's taxonomy places the organism in Eukaryota, Viridiplantae, Streptophyta, Magnoliopsida, Poales, Poaceae.